AUGUACACACCAAUCAUUGCCCUUGGUCUCUUUGCCCUGAGCCCUCUUGUGGUGGCCCAUGGAAAAAUUGCAGUUGUAACUGGAAAUCUCGGUGGAAACGGUACUGCCCUUGGAAUCAAAGGAGCUGUUGUUGCAGAUACUGGGUCAAACUCUAAAACAGAGCUCGACACUACGGUAUUCGACAUUGGUAGUAAUAAUUGUGGACAAACAGAGGCUGCAGGAAGAAACAAAGCAGAGUCCGGUGUGACUAAGUCAAUGGCUCUUUCGGGCAACACACUUCCACAGAUAAGUACCGAUAAUGCAUCUAUCUCGGGUACUUUCCACAUUGUGACUUCCGACGGUGCAGGUCCUCUUACAGCAAUGGUUGACACUACCGGAAAAGGCGAUUUUUCGGAUGCAGUCAAAGCCGUGGUCACUACUCAAAUACCAGGAAAGAGGGGGAACAUAAAGAAGGCUAAACAAACAAGAUGGGAGCGGGUUAUGAGAAGCAUUGGUUUGAUGAAAAGAGCCUCCAACAUCAACGAAGACUAUCCAUUCAGUGUAGAUAUUCCGGCUGGCAUAACUUGUACCGGUACUGUGGCAGGACAAUCCAAUGUCUGUAUGGUCAAGGUUGUGAACCCAUCGAAUGCGGGACCUUUCGGUGGAUGCGUUGCUGUUCAGCAAUCUACGGGUACGAAUGCAACAGCUUCUGCCAGGAGAAAUCUUAAGCCCAUGAAAUUUUCCGUUUGA
Botrytis byssoidea is the source of this 729-nucleotide messenger RNA. RefSeq lists its product as uncharacterized. Lineage: Eukaryota; Fungi; Ascomycota; Leotiomycetes; Helotiales; Sclerotiniaceae. The coding region runs from base 1 to 729 and encodes 242 amino acids. The transcript is spliced from 4 exons. The record is from RefSeq and is a predicted model, not a curated record.